Messenger RNA from Nothoprocta perdicaria, 1677 nucleotides. RefSeq names its product adiponectin receptor 1 (gene ADIPOR1). Gene Ontology annotation, molecular function: signaling receptor activity. Gene Ontology annotation, cellular component: plasma membrane. Gene Ontology annotation, biological process: adiponectin-activated signaling pathway. NCBI's taxonomy places the organism in Eukaryota, Metazoa, Chordata, Aves, Tinamiformes, Tinamidae. The transcript is spliced from 6 exons. The coding region runs from base 85 to 984 and encodes 299 amino acids. The record is from RefSeq and is a predicted model, not a curated record.
GAGCCGCCGGGCCCGGCGGCCCGCGAGGAGGAGGAGGAGGAGGUGGUGCGGGUGCUGACGCUGCCGCUGCAGGCUCACCACGCCAUGGAGAAGAUGGAGGAGUUCGUGUACAAGGUGUGGGAAGGGCGCUGGCGCGUCAUCCCCUACGACGUGCUGCCCGACUGGCUGAARGACAACGAUUACCUCCUGCACGGACACCGGCCCCCCAUGCCCUCCUUCCGAGCCUGCUUCAAGAGCAUCUUCCGGAUACACACGGAGACCGGCAACAUCUGGACACACUUGCUAGGUUUCGUGCUGUUCCUCUGCCUGGGCAUCCUGACCAUGCUGCGGCCCAACAUGUACUUCAUGGCCCCCCUCCAGGAGAAGGUGGUGUUCGGCAUGUUCUUCCUCGGGGCCGUGCUGUGCCUCAGCUUCUCCUGGCUUUUCCACACCGUCUACUGUCACUCGGAGAAGGUCUCGCGGACGUUUUCCAAGUUGGAUUAUUCAGGAAUUGCACUGCUGAUCAUGGGGAGCUUCGUCCCGUGGCUCUACUACUCGUUCUACUGCUCUCCGCAGCCAAGACUCAUCUACCUCUCCAUCGUCUGCGUCCUGGGCAUCUCGGCCAUCAUCGUCGCCCAGUGGGACCGGUUUGCGACCCCCAAGCACAGGCAGACGAGAGCAGGCGUCUUCCUGGGGCUGGGGCUGAGCGGCGUCGUGCCCACCAUGCACUUCACCAUCGCCGAGGGCUUCGUGAAGGCCACCACGGUGGGCCAGAUGGGCUGGUUCUUCCUCAUGGCCGUCAUGUACAUCACGGGCGCGGGGCUCUACGCCGCCCGCAUCCCCGAGCGCUUCUUCCCGGGCAAGUUUGACAUCUGGUUCCAGUCUCAUCAGAUCUUCCACGUGCUCGUGGUGGCCGCGGCCUUUGUCCACUUCUACGGCGUCUCCAACUUGCAGGAAUUCCGUUACGGACUCGAAGGGGGGUGCACAGACGACUCUCUCCUCUGAGAACAGCUGGUGAUUUUAGUACAAGCUUCCUAAGUGCUUUUUAAACUCUUGUCUUUGCUAAAAAAAAAACAAAAAAAAAAAUCCAAGGAAGACGCUAAACUGUUCGGGGUGUUUUUUUUUUCCUUUUUCCAAAAAAUGAAAGAGAGAGGAAAAAGAAACAGAAAAAUUCUUAGUGAAGUUCCUGUUGACCAAAUCCUCCCCCUUUCCCAUGCACUUUGCUGGGGCUGAGAGGAGGCUCUGGCCUCGCCGCCUCCAGCCUGUGUUUUAGCUGCACCGGAGUCACCCGCUCGGGCCGGGCRCCCCGUUCCCGCAAGGAAAGGGAGCCCCCUGCUCCUGGCACAGCCGAGCACCCCCUGCCCUCGCAGGGGCGAGCGGCGGCCGGAGCUUUUGCAUAUCCCUCUGCAGCAGCGGCGCCUGCCCCUGGCGCUGCUGCUCAGGGCACGGGCACAGAUUCCUGUAACUUAAGUUUCAAUUGUCUUAUUUGUCGUCUUUUUUUUCCCCCUUUCCUUGACAAAGUAAUGUAAACAGUAAAUGAGAGAAUAUUUAAUAUUUAAUACUAAGCUUUAAGAAGACUUGCUGCCAGCGCAGUGCACUCGGCUCCCUCGCUGUUCGGGGUAGUGAAGGAAGGACGGUGUUUUAGGAGAACGUAGAGCUGCUGUAGCCGAUUGAAAUAAACAGGUCAAUAGUCAUUGU